Messenger RNA from Aspergillus pseudonomiae, 2309 nucleotides. Its product is annotated as CorA family magnesium transporter. Gene Ontology annotation, molecular function: magnesium ion transmembrane transporter activity. The record is from RefSeq and is a predicted model, not a curated record. The transcript has 3 exons. The coding region runs from base 218 to 1966 and encodes 582 amino acids. Gene Ontology annotation, biological process: mitochondrial magnesium ion transmembrane transport. NCBI's taxonomy places the organism in Eukaryota, Fungi, Ascomycota, Eurotiomycetes, Eurotiales, Aspergillaceae. Gene Ontology annotation, cellular component: mitochondrial inner membrane.
UCUGACUCCCUUGCGAAGAAAGCAGAAGUAGAAGAAAUAUUUGUUGUAGUUGGAGAUAUAGUACGGAACAUCAUUGACCCGGGAUGGUCCGCGCGGCGCAACUCCAUGUAGGAAAAAAAGAGAGCCGCCGAGCAAUACUGCGGAUCGGACAGAGGGAGAACGAGACGGUAGUACGGUAGUAUUUCGAUGGUGACUUGUUGAUCUAGACAAGUCCGAAAUGCUAUCCCCGCCACCUUUGAAACCGGCAGUUCCUUCAGCGUCGCUUCUCCGAUACCUGCGCUCCCAGUCAGAGAAUACCUAUGUCUUUACAUCGGCAUGCGGAACUUCUCGAAAGCCGCGAGUUCAUAACCAGCCAUCGCGUAUGCCUGCAUUGAGAAAUGCAUCCAGCUGGGCCUAUAUUACGCCGCUACAAUGUCGCGCCACGUUACAGACAAACCUUCCAACCAUUUCUAGAAGCCGUGGUUCGCCGCGAUGUCGAGCUACGCUGGAUCAAUCCCCGCCUCCCAUCACUGUGUUUUCGCGGGCUACACACACGAAGAGUCGCCCUUUACUUCGCAGGCUAUUUGAUCUAAGACGUAGCAAAGUGGCCGCAGAAUCCAAACUGAACCGCACCGGCGGUCCUGCAUUGGUCGAUGAGGGAACAGAGGGCUUGAAUUUUGGACGUGGAUUAGCGGCAAAGGCUUCCAACGAGCUGCGAUUGCGAUGCACUGAGUUCGAUAACAACGGCAAUGUUACACUGGUCAAUGGAGAGUUCAGGAAGAGUGAACUUAUCGCAAAGUAUGGCCUCCUCCCUCGAGACCUUCGCAAAAUUGACUCUUCGACCUUGCCCCACAUUCUUGUACGACCGAGUGCUAUCCUUAUCAACCUUCUACACCUUCGUGUCCUGAUCAAGGCCGAUCGGGUUUUGGUCUUUGAUGCUUACGGAUCUACCGAUUCAUAUAUGCAGUCGCUGUUUGUAUAUGACCUGGAAGGAAAGCUGCGUCAGAAACAAUCGCAGGGUGCCCAAUCUCUGCCUUACGAGUUCCGCGCUCUCGAAGCUGUUUUGAUCAGCGUCACAACCGGUCUUGAGGAGGAGUUUAAUGGUGUUCGAGAGCCCGUGGUGCGCGUGCUUCGGGCCUUGGAAGAGGAUAUCGAUAGGGAUAAACUCAGGCAUCUGUUGAUCUACUCUAAGAAACUGGGUAGUUUUGAGCAGAAAGCUCGACUGGUGCGGGAUGCAAUCGAUGAUUUGCUGGAAGCCGACGAUGACUUAGCGGCGAUGUACUUGACUGAGCGUGCAGAGGGCGUUCAAAGACAGGAGCACGACCAUCAAGAAGUUGAAAUGCUUCUAGAGUCGUACCACAAGGUUUGUGACGAAAUCGUUCAGGAAAGCGGUAACUUGGUGACCGGCAUUCGGAAUACAGAAGAAGUUGUGAAAGCUAUCCUCGACGCCAAUCGCAACUCUCUCAUGCUGCUCGAUCUGAAGUUUAGCAUCGGCACGCUUGGACUUGCAACAGGAACUCUAUUCUCUGCUCUAUAUGGUAUGAACCUGAAGAACUUCAUUGAAGAGUCCGACUUCGGAUUCGGAGGAGUCUCCGUUAUAUGUUUUGCGAUCACCGCAGUUGUCUGCGUAUAUGGGCUAGCGAAACUGCGCAAGCUUCAGCGUGUCCGAAUGUGGGGUGAGGCCGGCGUGGGUGGUUCACCGAUGGUCUCCCUUCCCACUCGAAACAGCGCACUCACGGCACACCGGUCCAACUGGCGAGCGGAUUCUAUUGAGCCGGUCUGGGGUAGUCUUCCAGGUGAAGGUCGCGCCGAGAGAAUCAGACGUUUGAAAGACAGCGCUGCGGCGGCCGCUGCCAAAUCUGCUGCCACCGAACCUACUGCGCAGCGAGCAGCAGCUUUGAGGAAUGCGACUAGGUCGCAACCAAAGCAGAGCAGUGAUUCUGCAACUCAUGGGGCAGCUGCUAACACCGGUGGUGACUCCGCGUAGAGCAUAGGUACCAUUAUCAAUCUUCAAUGCCAGCUCCUUGUCUCCCUCUGGCCAGCCACGGUCACUCGAUGCUGGUGAUUGGCCAUGACUUUCUAUAACUGACGUAUUUAUCGCAUUUUUGGGUGUUGGGUGCGUGGUUUUCUUGCUUUUCGUUUGAUAUCACCUGGACACAAACAUCUUCCAAGGAUCUAAUGUGUUAACGUGUCUAGAGUACGUGUUCUCUCACUGAUAGAAUUUCCGGCAAUUCUCGGAGCAAAUAUUUCAUAAUGUGUUCAUAGAUUUAGAUCGUUGGAGAAAGCUCACCUCUAUGUACAUUAACACUACUCAAUCUACAAACUAUAAA